AUGAACAACAGUGUGUCUCUGUUACCGUAUUACACGUCCCAGAGCAGCUCCGGUGUGAGCAUGUUCAAUACCACCAUGGGGAAACUACAGCGACAGCUGUACAAGGGAGAAUAUGACAUCUUCAAGUACGCACCUAUAUUUGAGAGCGACUUUAUCCAGAUCACCAGAAAGGGAGAAGUGAUGGAUGUGCACAACCGCGCCGGCGCGGUGACCGUGGGCAUCGCGUCCACCAGCCCCAUCCUCCCACUACCAGAUGUCAUGCUGCUGGCCCGACCGGCUGCCGGCGGUGAAAAGCGUGCUGGGCGUGGCCAGGUCACCAAGAGGAAACGCCGCAAGGCUGCGAAGACCUUAGAACUCACCAGGCUCCUUCCCUUGAAGUUCGUGCGGAUCUCCAUUCACGACCAUGAGAAGCAACAGCUGCGUCUGAGGUUUGCCACUGGCCGUUCCUGCUACCUGCAGCUGUGUCCCCCUCUGGAUGAGCAGGAAGACCUCUUUGCCUAUUGGGAAAAUGUCAUUUACCUUCUGCGACCACCCCUGGAAGUUAACAGCGGUACCUACGCCACUCCUGCCGAGGACAUGACAAGCAUGCCUGUGUUUGAGGAAGAGGACGGGAGUUGUCCAUCAGCAGCCGAUUUCCAGGGGGAAGAGGGUCAGGACCAGGUGAGCAUCAGAAGCCUCUACGUGAUCUCUGAGGUGGCUGGGGCCACCUCUGCAGCUUUUGCUGGUGGGGAGAGGACCCUAUACGACUCCCCCAAACCCACUGCCAUACCCGAUGCAGCCACCCCACACACAAAACCUACAGAGCUUGACAAAGUGUCAGCAGCAGGGGUGGCAGCAGGCGCUUUGAGUGUGGCAACAGCCGAGUGUGCUGCCCCUGAACAGCUAAGCGUGGCCAUAGCAGGGGCAGCUACCAAGGGUCCACGAGGAAGUAAAACCAGCAUAGCCAUUGCGGGCGCUGCCAACAUGUCCUUGAAGAGCACUAAAAUGGCCUUGGCAGGUGCUGCAAACAAGUCCUCAGGGUGUCCUUCCAGCACUAGCCUCUCUCCAGAGGCCAGCAUGGUCGCUGCAACUGCAAAAGCAGAACCUACCAGCAAGACUGUGGGAGAAAUAGCUGAUGGUGCAGCCGCAGGACCUCACAUCUCCACCUUGCCCAGGGAAGGCCGUGUUAGUGAACAGGCUAGAAGGCGGCAGCGAGUGUCCCCAGCCAGGGCAGAAGCUCGCAAGAGCAGAAGGGACAUGAGGGAGCGGAGGGAAAAGGAGAGAACUCUCAGGAGUUCCCAUCAGCGCAGGACAACUGGAAGCCAACACAAGGCAGAGGGGGACAAGAUAGUCCCAAACCCACCUGGCCGGUCCUUAGCCAGACAGGGAGAUGACAAAAUGGAGAAAGGCCACAGCAGCCCAGGGGGCGGCAGGCGUGUCACCACGCACAAAGGCAUCAGCCAUGCCCCCAUCACCAAGGAGUCCAGGGCCUCUCACAAAUUGGGGAGGAGCUCUACAACAAGUUCAUGUUCCACACCCAAGAAGCUCAACAGGAUCAGCUCUUUCUUGAGGAACAUCAAAGCCAAUCUUACUACUACAAAACCAGUGGCCCCACCACACAAUAAGGAUGUGGACAUCUUGACUGAGACAAUGGAGAAAACCAGCACGGAGGCCAUCGUAGAGAUAGCACCGAGUGGCCAGGGGCUACAGAUGGUUGAUAGUGUGACAUCUGAGACCAUGGAGACCGUGACCUUUGAAGCCUAG
Messenger RNA from Hipposideros armiger (great roundleaf bat), 1743 nucleotides. RefSeq names its product golgi associated RAB2 interactor family member 4 (gene GARIN4). NCBI's taxonomy places the organism in Eukaryota, Metazoa, Chordata, Mammalia, Chiroptera, Hipposideridae. Gene Ontology annotation, cellular component: nucleus. The transcript has a single exon. The record is from RefSeq and is a predicted model, not a curated record. Bases 1 to 1743 code for a protein of 580 amino acids.